CUCGAAAGUGAGUGAACCAACUUUUUUUUUUCUCUCCCUGUGGUUUUACUAAUCAAAGUCUUCCUCAAGAUUGAUAUAGAAGUACAUCAGCGACCUCACGAUGGCUUGAAGGACUGAAGCGCAGUGAUGCAUAAAUUGGAUUUUAAAAAGUGUCUUGAAGUCAUCUGUGAUAGGUUCCAGUUGCGUUAUUGCUCCAGCUGAGGCUGUGCUAGAUUCUUUAUAUAGUGACGAGCAACAUGAAUAUUUUGAAGGUGUUCAUCCUUCUGCUAACACUAAGCAUGAUGACAGAAGCCCUCACUUGGCCCUGGAGCCCUAGAUCACAGCAAUCAAGAAGAAGACCACAUAGGUUCUGGUCUCCCGAUAGUGGGAGACUGAGGAGACAACAGCAGCAAAAUUUGCUGAAAACGCCUGUACCCAAACGUCAGUCUUCAUCUGCGAUGAGUACCCUGGCCAGAGUUCGAGCUGCUACCCAGCUUGACAUUCCAGACGAACCAGAGUUCUUCAGGUACCUCUGUAGAACCACAGAUGUCUGUCCGUAUUCUUGGCAGUGGAUGGAAGGAAAUCUGCUCAGGGCCAUCGUGAGGCUGUCACUCCUGAAGUAACUUCUGAAAUGACUUUUCCGAAAGUCACUUUUCCUCAAGUGGCUGUACCUGGAAUAGCUUUUACCUGAAGUCACUUUUACCUGAAGUCACUUUUACCUAGAGUAACAUCUGAAGUAACUUGUGAAGUAACAUUUCUUGCAGUGACUUCUCCUGAAGUCACAUUUACCUGAAACUACUUUUACCUGGAGUAACUUUUUCUAAAGUCACUCCUGCAAUAUUUUAUUUUUUCAGGAUGAUCUGAAAUCGAGCGGUGAAUUGCCAGUAGUGUUUCUAAAAGGCUUUCUCUUAGAGUAGCCAUAUUAACCAUCCAUCUACUUUUUGUAGAUAUGUAUAAUCUGUAACUCUACAUUGAAGGGUAUAGUACUUCUCUGUAGCAGAACAGCAGACAUAGGUUUACAUACAGCAAUACAGAACGCAUAUACUAGUAAAAUUCUUGUAAGCAUAACAAACACGUUUUUUGAAAUACGUAGUAAACCUACACAGAAAUUGAUCGAAAUGUUUUCAUGUAACAAAGAAAAUAAUUUAAGUGCAGUUACUGAUAUUUUAAUCGGUGAGGAUGAUAUUAAUCUUCACUUACUUUCAGUUUUCCAUGAGUAGUUUUUCCUAUUAAUUGCCAGUUCUUAAUGAAUAGUUUUUUUAGAGCAUGAUUACUGAUCAUUAGACGUGUCACCUCUCUUUAAAUGAACCUUGACCUUACUACUGAAUUUGUAAAAAUGAAGUUAUCUAAAAUUCUUGAGCUGCGAGCACCUUGAUAUAAAGUUUGAGUCACUUUUGGUAUUAAACAAAAAACACUUUUUAGUUAAAUACGGAACUUUGGUUUUAUGGCAGGCAUAUUUCCUCUUUAUAUUUGUUAACGGAGCAACGAAGUCAUCUUUGAUGACUUUGAAGAUUCAGUCGGCCAUGAAGCUCUACCAGGAAAUGAUUUCCAUAAUAUGAAUCUUAUUGUAACUGCAGAUUUAGAACAGGUUUCAUAAAAUUCUAAGACUGCUUCAGAAAGAACAGAAAUCUGUCGUCUCCCACUUCAUUUGCUUUUUAUUUCCUGAAUUUUACAUCUCAUAUCAUUGAAGUUAGUCCUGGAAUAACUGAAAUUAGAACUGGGACUUCAUGUGAUUUGAAUUUUUUAUUUUAAAAUGGUGCGCAGUUAUGGGACAUUUUACCUAAGUAGCAUUCAAGUUACUGUUCCUCAAGUAAUAUAUCUUGAAUAAUAUUAUAAGCAAUCAGAGAUGCAGCAUUAUUUUUAUACUAAUAUAAAUAAUUCCCGUAUGAAUUUAACUAAAUUAAAGAAAAAAAUAUUCUAUGUAGUGCAUUCCAACUCUAAUAUAUCCCAUACCAUCAAAUGGUGUUUGAAACACGUCUCGUACAGACACACUCACAUUAGGUCACGUAGAAUAGUGUGCCUGGGUCCUUGCUCUCCUGUGACUCCUGAGUGGAUUGGGUAAUUUACAAGAUAGAAUAGAACCCAUCUACCUUGCGAAUGCCUGCUCAGUGCUUAUAACUAAGUGCCAAGCUGAGAAUAGAAGAUAUUAGAGUUAAAAAAGAAAGAUCCUGGAUAUUGAAAUGAAAUGACAGUAACAUAGUAUUCAUAAUAUUUGUAUAAACCCCAUUCUUUAAAUGGAUGAAAUCUAUUUUUGCCAUUUUUUACAAUACACUAAUUACAUUAUUCAUGUCUAUUCUUGUACCCUUGUUUAUACUUGCUGGUUUAUGACCCAGGUACUACUCCAUCGUGGGAGUAAUAAGGCAGGCUGAAUAACCUUAUCCUUUCAUUUCCUGGGAAAUACUUGAACUUUUUUAUAGCUUAUAUGGGAAUUGUAUGGGAACUAUAAAUAUUAGGUUCUUGAAGAUUUUAAGGUUACUUAUUGACAUCCAAUCAAAGU
Molecule: messenger RNA, 2476 nt
Organism: Macrobrachium nipponense
Lineage: Eukaryota; Metazoa; Arthropoda; Malacostraca; Decapoda; Palaemonidae
Exons: 5
Coding region: 237-602 (121 amino acids)
Source: RefSeq, a predicted model, not a curated record